CUUACAGGGCAACCAAAAAGGACCUGAGAUCCUUUGAAAAAAAAAAAAAAAAGGAUGUUUGAGGGGACUCACAAAAAUGAUUAUUAAACUGUUGUUUUACUAAUUACAGUACAUCUGUACCCUUUAAUAGGUUGACACAGGAUGGUAGUAGGAUGGCACAGCUGGGCCCAUAAACAAACUCUCUGUCUUGCUUUUGUUGACCUAAAUGGCCGUCCUCUGGAUAAAAUGGAAGCCUUUGCCAUGAAUUAAGUGUUGGAUUAAAGGAGACCAUGGUUCUCCGUCAUCAUGGAUACCAGGCCGCGGUCCACACUGCAAACUGCAUAAAGACUCACAUGAUGUCUCACAGGCUGAGGGGAGAACAUAGAGUCAAGAAGUGAGAGAUAUCUUUGCAGAAACAAAAAUGGAAAUGAAGUAAGAAAAGGAGGAAACUGGUCGGAUUUUAGAAAAAGGGUGACGAGAGAAGAGGAAAAAAGGAAGGGUACCGAUCCCAUCACCACCACCAUCACACCAUCAUGUCUUGCUCAAAGCCAGAGCAGCUUCUAGCCAAUGAGCUGAGCUGCCCCAUCUGCCUUCACCUCUUCUCUGAUCCGGUGGUUCUUCCUUGUGGCCACAACUACUGCCUUGCCUGCAUCCGCAAGGCAUCUGACUCCAUAGACAGGCAUGGCAAAGAAUUCCCAAGGUGUCCUGAAUGCCGGGAGGAGUACGAAGGCAUUGAAACAUUGCAGAAGAACUUCAAACUCUGCAGUAUUGUCGAGGGUUAUCGAGCCGCGGCACUGCUGCAGGACAGCACGCCAGAGGUGGAGCAGAAGCUGCAGGUCUACUGUGACCAGUGCAUAGACGAGGCGUCGCUGGCAGUGAAGACCUGCCUGAAAUGUGAGGUGUCACUGUGUGCCAGACACCUUCAGAGGCACCAGGAGAAGGCAUCGUUCAAGGCACACUCACUGGUGAAUCCUCACAACGAGCUGGGGGUGCGGGGCUGCGCCAUGCACGGGUGUCCCCUGGAGUACUUUUGUUCCAGCGACAUGACCUCACUGUGCGCCUCAUGCUUCAUUGAAGGUUCUCAUCAGAACCACGAUGUCCUCACCUUUGAUGUGGCCGAGGAGGAGAUGAGACGGGCACUGGAGAGCCGCAGAAAGAUGGUUUCUGGCAGGCUGCAGAUGACAGAGACUCUUCUGCAGAAGGCAGCAGAGGAGCAGGGCAUCUCUGAAGCCAUAGGAGACAAAGUGGUCAACAAAGCUGUCACACUACUGGACAACAUGGCAACACUGGUGGACAGUUACAGGGAGCGUCUCAGUGUGCUGUUGGAGGAGGAGAGAGGCCAGCGCAGAAAGAGCUGGCAGCACGGACUGAAUGCCCUGGAGGACCAGCAGCAGCAGCUACUGGAUGCCCAACAAAGUGCCACAGAGGCCCUCAAAGAGACAGACAACUGCCUCUUCAUACACAAGUUCAUGAGGAUUGAGCAUCAGCUGAGAGAAGUGGUCACAGGCACCAUGCCCACCAUGAUGCCCUCGCAGACUCCUCUCAACACCAAGCGGCUCUGUGACAGCCUCAAAAUCCAGGAGUUCCGCUCAGAAGUGAGCCACCUGCUGGCCUCCCUGCAUGUCCUGCUCAACCCGCUGCAGCUCACCUUCAACCUCAGCACCGCUCACCCAAGCUUGACGCUCUCCAGUGACCUGCGCACCAUCAAGUACAGCUCCUCCAAGCAUUCGUAUGGGGAGAACCUGGAGCGUUUCACAAGCGCACCCCAGAUCCUGUGCACCCAGGGGUUCUCAGGUGGGGAACAUGUGUGGGUGGUAGAGUUGGGGCCAAACAGUAUGUGGUCACUGGGCCUGUGCUACAAGAGCAUCCCUCGCCGUGGCGACCACAGUCGUCUGGGACACAACACCGUCUCCUGGCGACUGCAGUGGAAAAACAGGAAGCUGACAGCGUGCCACGCCUCCUCCAACGUGGCACUGGCGGAAAUGACCAUUCAGCCUAUGAGAAUUGAGGUGGCUCUUGACUAUGAGGACGGGACACUGGUGUUCCACAGUACCAAAGGACACAGGCAGCACCUCCACACCUUCAGGGCCACGUUCAGGGAACCGGUUUACCCAGCGUUCAGUAUCCACUCCAACACACCGGAGUCUUGGAUCACACUGCAGAGUGGGUUGUGAACCCCUCGCUAAAAGAGAGUACUUCUACAGAUCUGUUCCUUCGCUUUGUUUCCAGGGCAUCACUGAUCUUAAGCUUUUUCCAAAUUAAUCAUUGCAAACCUUUUGUUUACAAACAUCUCAGCCAUUUACCUAAAUAAUCUAAUUUACUGGACUGUAUAACCUCAUUCCUCAUGAUUAGUUUCUUUAAAAUCAUAUAGUUAAAUACAAAUAAUUUUAAAUGCAUUAGUUCUGAGGUUUUUUAGUAUGAUGUUCAUAUUUUGCCUAUGUAGUAAAACUUAAAUGACAGCUACCAGAGUGUUGUGUGUGUGUGUUUUACUUGUUCAUAUACAGUAAAUGUCAAUGUAGGUAAAGCCUGACCUUAAGUUUUGUCACAUGCUCUGUGUUUAUGCUACAAA
Myripristis murdjan (pinecone soldierfish) is the source of this 2548-nucleotide messenger RNA. RefSeq names its product E3 ubiquitin/ISG15 ligase TRIM25. Gene Ontology annotation, molecular function: protein binding; zinc ion binding. The coding region runs from base 513 to 2153 and encodes 546 amino acids. NCBI's taxonomy places the organism in Eukaryota, Metazoa, Chordata, Actinopteri, Holocentriformes, Holocentridae. The record is from RefSeq and is a predicted model, not a curated record. The transcript is spliced from 5 exons.